AGAUCGACGCGCGCGACGCCGACGCCGACGCGCCGUCGCGUUCGCGCGCGCGCGACACCGCUCGAGAGAAUUUCACUCGAACGCUCGCGCGCGCGCGACGGCGCGCUCGACGUCGCGGGCGACGCGCGCGACCGCAUUCGCGCGCGCGCGCGCGUCGGAUCGCGACGCGCCGCGCGGCGAUCGUCGCGACGCGCGCGACGUCGAGCGAGGGUUCGCGCGAUCGAACGCGCGCGGCGGUGGGGCGAAGGCGCGGUGACGGUCGAUCGAUCGGUCGGAUCUCGCGCCGGCGGAGAUCGGCGCGGUCCAGAGGUGGAUUGGAUCGGAUUGGAUUGCGUUGGAUUGCGUUGGAUUGCGUGUGAUUGAUUGGUCUGAUUCGAUCGCGUCGAUUCGAUUUGAUUGAUUUCGAUACGUCGAUCUUGGACGUAGAAAAGGCUCGGUUGAACGCGAACCGACGCCCCCCCCGACGAGAACGAGCGAUCGCGAGGCGGAACGCGCCGUCGACGAUCGAUUGAACGAUUUUCAUUCUCGCGCGCGCGCUCGCUCGCGAAUCGAUUUUCUUUCAUUGAAAAACACCAACGCGCUCGACGCGCGGGUAGACGUUCUACGCCGGACUCGAUCGGAGAAAUUCCGAGAGGACGAUAAUAGACGUCACCGCGUUUGGCCUGUUAAAUAAAUAAUAGGAACUUCCUCGAGGCGACCGCCGCGAGAGAAGGGAAGAACAGAGGCGGUUUCGUCCGACUCGACGCUCGCUCGGCGAGUCUUUGACUGGCGAUGACGGACGUGAUCACCAUGUCGUCUUCGUCAGACGAUGAUCGACCGCCGAUCGCACGCGGUGGAGAGGCAUCGUCUUCUUCAUCGGAUGGCGACGCUGGGUUCAAUGGAGACGUGUUGGCGACUGAGUUGGCAAAGAUGCCGCUCGCGCUUCGCGCGCAGCUCACCGCCGCGGCCAAGUCUUCGACGAGCACCAACCAGCGCACGCUCGUGAGCGAGUGGUCGGAGAAGACGAAACUGUCAGUUGAUUUGGUAGAAAAAAUCUUCGCUUCCUUUGCGAAAUCGUCGCGUGCGUCAGCGGAGGCAGCGCGCGAAACCGUCGCGCGCCUCGCCGCCGCCGACGGAGUCGACUCCGCCGAUGGAGACGAGUACUCGCCGGGUGCCGCCGAAGCGGCGACUGCGGAUGACGACGCUAUGGACGACUCGCCGAAAAUCCCAGCGUCUAAGCAGCCGGUGCUCGAGGAAGGUGUUCCGUUUCCUGGAAUUACUCGAGACGUCUCCGUGGACGUCGCGUGCGGCGAUCUCAGAGGCGUUCUCGAGCUGAAGAAGGGAUACAAGAAACUUCAGGAGCGCGUGCGAUGCGAGGGCGAAAUGAUGACGCCAAGUAAGUUUGAGAGCGAGGGCGGGCGCGGGUCGGCGAAGAAGUGGAAGAUUAGCUUACGCAUCGUGCGUUCGGAUGGAAAACUCGGGAUGACUGUCGGAGACUGGAUCGACAGGUACGGAUACCAUCCGUCGGGCUUAGUCAUAGGUGGGGAGGUGGCCGACGCGCCGGCGCCGCCGAAGGUGAAAAAAUCAGCGUUUGAGUCACAGCUAGAGACCUUACUCGACUACGAUGGGGACAUUGCCUUGCGUAGCAUCGCUAAAUUUGUACGAAUGAUGCGAGAGACGACCAAGCCUAAGGAACGCGGACUUUUGCUCCAAGUCAUUCGAGGCACGAAAAACAAAGAGUGUUUGCGCCAGUUCGGUCAGUCGGCGGAGAUUAAAGGAUUAGACACGCUGCAAGAUUGGAUGGACGACGCUAAAAGGAAGUUUCAAUCCACUCUUUUAGUGAGCAUUCUUAGAACAUUGAAGAUGAUUCCAGUUACAUUGGACGCGCUCACGCGUACUUCGAUCGCCCCGAAUCUGGGCAAGUUGAAGUCGUACGUGGUGCCAGAGGGUGAAGAGGAGUUUGCCAACACCGAGAUGAACACUAAAGUUGUCUUGUUAUCCAAGUCGGUCAAGAACGCGUGGAAAGCGCAAAUCACGGCGCCCCACACGGCGCCGGCGCCGGCGCCGAAACCGGCGCCCGUGGUCAACCCGGCGCCCGCGGCGGUGCCCGCGUCCAAGGCUGUCGAACUCGGUGACGAUGACUUGUUCGGUGCGAAGUCGAAAAUCUCACCAGCGCCUUCGAAAGCGCCGGUGGUGAAGACCACGGUGACGAAAAUCACGAUGGAAAAGAAGGUGGCUCCGCCGAGCGUGACGACGAAGAAACCGAGCGUGAGCGUGAACGAUUUGCUCAAGACGAGUUCGCAAUCGACGAAGAUCACCGCACCGCCGGUGAAGACGAAAGAGAAGGCAAAGGACGAUGAUAAAAUCGACGAGAAGACUGGGAAGAAGCGCAAGCGGAAGACGGUGACUUGGGCGAAGGAUGAAAAUUUGGAGCAAGUCAGAAUCUUUGAGAAGGACGCCAAGCAACCGAAGGAAACGGCUUUCCCAGAUCCGACGAGAGACGGUGGGACCGAUGGCGCAAGCCGCAAGGCGCUCGAGAGGAGAGACAGGGAAGUGGAGGCGGAAAGAAAGGCGGCGGCAAAGCAGCACCAGCGUCGACUCGACGAGAUGCGCGCCACGACAACCUGGCGCCCGCCUCGGCGCAUCGAAAUUCCUCGUUGGGAAGAGGAAGAGUCGGACAGAGUCCCCGGUGACGAGUCGGAAGAAUCCCAGAGAAUUCUUCGCAUCGAAGCCGAGAAACCGAGCGUCAAGUACAGGAGUCUGAAAGACAUUCCAGACUCUCCGGCGGAGGCGCCGAACGAGGACGCGCAACUCGACCUCGACAACACGCCAGCCUUCUACAUGAAGUUUCAAGAAGAACCGCUGUCUCAAGACAGCGGCGAACCUUCACCCGCGAUGCCCCAACAGCUCCAAAUGCCACAGGCUCCGGGAUCGUUACUUCCUCCGAACAUCGACUUUGCCGCGCUUCAACGCACGUUGCUCGCCGCCAACGCGCCGCAUCAAAACGCCGGUUACCAGUACCCCCCGCAGGCGCCUCUUCAACACGCCUUCCCACCACCACCCCCUCAAGCCGCGUACGCACCUCAGCCCCCUUACCAACCCGGCGCGCAACAGCCCGCGCAGCGACCGACGAAACAGGCGCUCGUCGGCGGCGCCCCCGUGCCCGCGCAGCAGGCGCUCAACCUCAACGGCAAGACGUACCGCGGCGUGUGCGCCUUCUUCAACACCCCUCGAGGAUGCAGCUGGGGAGAUAAGUGCGGCUACCUCCACCAAGUCGGCGUCAAUCCUCCGUCGACGGGUUGAUCCCGCGUCCGCGACUCGCCC
Molecule: messenger RNA, 3303 nt
Organism: Ostreococcus lucimarinus CCE9901
Lineage: Eukaryota; Viridiplantae; Chlorophyta; Mamiellophyceae; Mamiellales; Bathycoccaceae
Exons: 1
Coding region: 772-3282 (836 amino acids)
Molecular function (GO): DNA binding; metal ion binding
Source: RefSeq, a predicted model, not a curated record